This is a messenger RNA of Dryobates pubescens (Downy woodpecker), 1809 nucleotides long. It is a transcript of the gene DCUN1D4, whose product is annotated as defective in cullin neddylation 1 domain containing 4. The transcript has 11 exons. The coding region runs from base 325 to 1023 and encodes 232 amino acids. Gene Ontology annotation, molecular function: ubiquitin-like protein binding; cullin family protein binding; ubiquitin conjugating enzyme binding. Gene Ontology annotation, biological process: positive regulation of ubiquitin-protein transferase activity; protein neddylation. Gene Ontology annotation, cellular component: ubiquitin ligase complex. The record is from RefSeq and is a predicted model, not a curated record. NCBI's taxonomy places the organism in Eukaryota, Metazoa, Chordata, Aves, Piciformes, Picidae.
AUUUUCAACUGAAUUCUCACCUAUCAACGCUGGCAAAUAUUCACAAGAUUUACCACACCCUCAAUAGGCUGAAUCUGACAGAGGACGUUGGUCAAGACGAUCACCAGACAGGCUUUUCGCUGAUGGUGGCCUAUUCAGCAGCCAUUUGGAGGCUCUAUCUUGCAAAUGCUAGCUUCAAGUGUCAAAAAAACAGUGAGAACUAGGAUGGUUCUGCCAAUCUUGAGUUGAGACCCAGGACUAAGAAACUUUGAAGAUAAUCACAUCAGAGAAGCUGCUCACGGAAGUCUCCGGUCUUGCAGUUCCUCAGACUGCUUUAGUAAAGUGAUGCCUCCAAGGAAAAAGAGGAGACCUGCAGCAGGAGAUGAUUUAUCUGCUAAGAAAAGUAGACAUGAUGGUAUGUAUAGAAAAUAUGAUUCGACUAGAAUAAAAGCAGAGGAAGAAGUCUUUUCAAGUAAGAGAUGCUUAGAAUGGUUCUAUGAAUAUGCAGGCACUGAUGACAUUGUAGGGCCAGAAGGCAUGGAGAAAUUUUGUGAAGACAUUGGAGUUGAACCUGAAAAUGUAGUUAUGCUUGUACUAGCAUGGAAGUUGGAUGCACAGAACAUGGGCUACUUUACAUUACAAGAAUGGUUGAAAGGAAUGACAUCAUUACAAUGUGAUACUACAGAAAAACUGAGAAAUUCUCUGGAUUACUUGAGAUCUUUAUUAAAUGAGCCUACCAAUUUUAAACUUAUUUAUAGAUAUGCAUUUGACUUUGCACGGGAAAAGGAUCAGCGCAGCCUAGAUAUCAAUACUGCCAAGUGCAUGUUGGGCCUUCUUCUAGGAAAAACAUGGUCCCUUUUUCCAGUAUUUCAUCAGUUUCUAGAGCAAUCCAAAUACAAAGUUAUCAACAAGGACCAAUGGUGUAACGUUCUUGAAUUCAGCAGAACAAUUAACCUCGACCUCAGCAACUAUGAUGAAGAUGGAGCCUGGCCAGUGUUGUUGGAUGAGUUUGUGGAAUGGUAUAAAGGCAAGCAGAUGACAUAGGAGUUUAAACUAUGCACAGCCGCUCAAGAGUCACUGUUACCACAGUUUAAUGUCAACCAUUAGCCAUAAACUGCUCCUUGUAUCAAAGUGCAUGCUGCUUUUUCUUGCACUGCCUCCCUCCUGCAGGGAACUUUUGAUGUUUGCUAUUUAACAAGCUAGCUAUGCCUUGCUGUGUAGCAUUGUUCUCUUUGAAGGCUGCUUUGCAUUUUGUAUUUACACUACCAAUGGGUGAACUUGCCAGCGUCUUCACUGUGAUGAUGUGUAUAUUGCUGUCUAAAUUUUGUAUAUGUGUAUAAAAAAAAACCAACAAAAAACAAAACCCCUACAAACCCCAAGCUUCACCUAGGGAUAAUUUCUGCAGAAAUGUAUUGUUAAGAAAAAGAGAGAAAAACAAUAAUUUUGUGGCAUCUUUCUAAGUCCUCACUCAAAGUGUUUGUUUGAAACCUGGGUUGGUUUUCUUUUGGUUUGUUUUUUGUGUCUCAGCUGUGGCAUUGGGGAACAAUGAAAUGAGCAGACUGCUUGGAACAAGAGUUAUGUGAAGAACUGUUUUGUCAAUUUUCCUGUUUACUCUUCGAGAUGCCAAUUUCUGAGGGGGAGAAGACAUGCUGUGAUUUAUGAUGAUGGUUUUUAUUUUCCUUCACCAGAACUCGCCAAACCUGACCUAUUGCUGAAUAGGAAUGGAACAGUGGUGUCUUAAAAAAAAAGAUAAAUAUAUAUAUAUACAUAUAAAUAUGAAAACACUGUAAUAGUUGUACAUGCCACAGAUUAUUUCAAGAAGAAGAAAAA